Molecule: messenger RNA, 1594 nt
Organism: Cinara cedri
Lineage: Eukaryota; Metazoa; Arthropoda; Insecta; Hemiptera; Aphididae
Source: the annotation of a GenBank genome assembly
AUGAACUACACCAAUGUAGUAGAGGAAUCUGACUGUGAACAAUUUUUGAAAGAUUUUCAAAUGAGAAGAAAACUAGAACAUCGUAUUACACUAAGAAAAUUGGUAAUGUUCUUUGCAUUGCUAACAUUAUUUGGUAUUAUAUAUUUUGGAUAUUUUUGUUCGGAUAACCGUUGCUCAUUGUCAUACAAUCCUAAACCAGCAAUUUAUUCAGAAUGGACCAUAAUGAAUUUACUUUCAACCAAUAUGACAGGUAAAUAUUUUAAAUAAUAUAUAUUUGUCCACUUUAUUUCCAAUAAAAUAUUGAUUUUAUUUUAGACUUUAAAAGUGCCAAAAACACAGAUACAGGAGUUAGUUACAAGGAUAUGCAGAGUGAAAACCAAUUACGAUUUGACAUGAAUGCACAUGAUGUUAUGGUUUUUCUACAUAUACAAAAAACUGGAGGCACAUCAUUUGGACGUCAUCUUGUUCAAGAUUUAGACUUACAACGGCCAUGUACAUGUCAAAGGAAAAGAAAGUUAUGUUAUUGUUUUAGACCUAGCCGAAAUGAAAACUGGCUUUUUAGUCGAUAUUCUACUGGUUGGAAAUGUGGACUUCAUGCUGAUUUUACUGAAUUAACUGGGUGUGUUGAUUCUGAACUCGAUAAAAAUGAAGGAAAGUCUAUAAAACGAAGGUAGUUUAAUAAUUUUAACUAAAUAAAUGAAAUUGUUCUAAUAUGUUUUACUUAUAGAUAUUUCUAUCUCACUUUACUAAGAGAUCCAGUUAGCCGUUACCUCUCUGAAUAUAAACAUGUACAGAGAGGUGCUACAUGGCGAAUGUCUAGACAUUGGUGUGGAGGUCGACCAGCAUCACUCGAAGAAUUACCAAUGUGUUAUAAUGGUACAUUUUGGACAGAUGUAACACUAAAUUCAUUUGCAGAUUGUCCAUAUAAUUUGGCUGCCAAUCGGUAAUUAGAAUAUUUAAUAUUUUAAAAAAAGUAUUAAAAUACAUAUUUUUUAGACAAACAAGAAUGUUAGCAGAUCUAUCUUUAAUUGGUUGUUAUAACUCAUCAUAUAUGAAUCAAGAAGAACGAAACAGGGUUAUGCUAGCCAGUGCUAAAAGAAAUUUAUUAUCAAUUGCGUUCUUUGGACUUACUGAAUUUCAAAAAGUACUUAAACAAUAAAAUGCAUUCUUUUGGAAACAAAUUUAAAAAGAUAUAUUGUUUUCAGUUAAAUCAGUACAUAUUUGAAGAAACUUUUAAUUUAAGAUUUGCAGUCACAUUUACACAACACAAUGCAACUCUUUCAGCUGUUUAUAAAUCACUAUUAAAUAAAGAAGAGUUAGAAAAAGUAAAAAGAAUAAAUGCUUUAGACAUUGAACUAUAUGAGUUUGCAAAGCAUUACUUAUUUCGGUAUUAUAUAUGUUAUUUAAAAUUUAGUGUAAUUUUUUUUAUUAUUAUUAUUUUAUUUGUAAUAGUCGUUUUGAAAAAUUACGAACCAAAAACUCAAAUUUUAAAGAACGAUGGACACAUUUAGGCCAAUUGCCAAUUCAGACAGCAUUUGACUGGGAAAAGGAAGUAGAGACUGAAGCUGCUGAUAACGAGGUAAACUAUACGUAA